This is a messenger RNA of Aphidius gifuensis, 1473 nucleotides long. Its product is annotated as acylphosphatase-2. The transcript is spliced from 4 exons. The record is from RefSeq and is a predicted model, not a curated record. Gene Ontology annotation, molecular function: acylphosphatase activity. Bases 524 to 838 code for a protein of 104 amino acids. Lineage: Eukaryota; Metazoa; Arthropoda; Insecta; Hymenoptera; Braconidae.
UACAUUAUUCAAAGUCAAGUUUACAAGGAUAACCUUUUCAUACGAAUUUUUUUAUUUUCCCUCUUUUUAGUAUUUCGAUAUUUUAUUUAUUUCUAUUGGUGGUUUUUUUUUUUUUUUGUAUAUUAUUGAGAGAAGAGACAUUGAUGAUUUUAAUUGCAAUAAUAAAACAAAAAAAAUUUGAUAGAUUGAUUGGCAAUCGAUGAUGAAUGGCCCGUUGCCCCUCUGACCGCUACUAGGCUAAUCUAUUUGGGGCUUUUUUUCCCUUUCCACUUGUGCAUCUUAAUGCAUGCAUUGUCUGUUUCUUAAACGAUAAAAAAUCAGUUCACAAAUUGUAUCGACACUGAGUUUAAGUAGUACACUGUACCAAUUGUGACAAUAUUUAUUUAUUUAUUUAUUUAUUAUCUACUGACAAGGAAGACACAAUAAUAUAUCGGUCAAGGCUACUCUACUAUCAUCAAAAAACAACAUUUUAAACAAUUUUUAAAAGUGGUAUCAAGGUGACCCUCUAUUAGCACAAGAAAGUAUGGCGAGUGACGAUCCGGUUGGUGAUGCACCACUUGUCUCAGUCGAAUUUGAAAUAUUCGGAAAAGUACAAGGCUGUUAUUUUACUAAGUACACGAGGGAUCUUUGUCUGUCACUGGGAAUAUCCGGUUGGGUAAAGAAUGGCAAAAAAGGUACAAUAUUGGGUAAAAUGCAAGGUCCAAAACCAUACGUUGAUCAAAUGGUACACUGGUUGACAACUGUGGGUAGUCCUCAGUGUCAAAUUGAUCAUGCAGAAUUUACAAAUUGGGAAACUAUUCGGAGGAAAGGUUACAAUGGUUUUUCCAUACGUUUUUAAUUCAUAAAAAUUGUUUAUCUUUCAAUUUAAAAUUCAUAAUAAAAUGCAAAACUUAUGUUAGCAUUCAAUUAUAAUUUAUAAGCAAAAAUUGAAAUGAAAAAAAUAAUAAUUUAAGUUGCUUUGUAUUUUAAAAGGACGAAACGAUUUAAACGACACGAAUAUAUAUUCAUAUUAUUAUUUAUUUACUUUGCAUAAUGAUGAUAAUAUUUAAUAAUAAUUAUUUAUUUUAAAUCCUCUGUAAUUACUCCAAAAAAAUAAUAAAAUACUAGAUUAAUUGUAGGAGAUUAACAAAGUGCAUUAAAUGCAAUACUUGAAUGAAUAAUAAAAUACAUAAAACAAUAUCUCUAUGUACAAAAAAAAAUAAAAAAAAAGACAAGAAAAUGUUUAUGAUAAGCAGUUAGUUAUAAUAAAUUGAUAAAAUAAAUUUACGAUAGUUUUGAAAAAAUUGAAAAAAAAAGAAAAUAUUUUUGAUAAAAUUGACAAAUAUUAUUAAUAUCUAUAACAAUAAUUAAUAAAAUUUAUUUAAUAAUAUGAACUUGAAAUGUUUAUGUAAAUAAACUUCAUACGAAAAAUUAUGUUAUCACAGUUACUUUCAUUAAAUUGAAUAUAUAUUAUAUUAUUUUUUUGUUAAUGAA